CAGUUGGCAGCACAGCGCGAAAACCAACGCUCGCUCGUGGAGCAAUGUCGCCAUGAGUUCUUCUCGAGUGAUGAACAGAUCAAAUGGACAUUUCCACUACAUGGGGAAACAAUUUUCUCCACAUGAAGUUAAGAAGGGUAUUUGUAUCUGCUAUCGACCAUGCUGUAUAGUUCUGUGUCAUUCCUGUGGGCACACUGUUAAUGGUCGAUUAAGACUGGAAUGUUCAGAGCACCCCAGCACAAUAUUCUUGAUGGAUAUCUACCAGUGUCCAAAGUGCAAAGCUUUCAUUCAUAUGAUGGAGGAAACCACAUUUACAGCAUAAGGCAAAAUUUGUGUGUUAUGUUUUGAAAUGUUAAUUUAUUUUGAUAGUAAUGUUAUUAUGUACAGUAAUUUGUAAAAUAAUAAAUAUUUGUUC
Molecule: messenger RNA, 415 nt
Organism: Schistocerca cancellata (South American locust)
Lineage: Eukaryota; Metazoa; Arthropoda; Insecta; Orthoptera; Acrididae
Exons: 3
Coding region: 53-322 (89 amino acids)
Source: RefSeq, a predicted model, not a curated record